This is a messenger RNA of Eufriesea mexicana, 1705 nucleotides long. Its product is annotated as transmembrane protease serine 9. NCBI's taxonomy places the organism in Eukaryota, Metazoa, Arthropoda, Insecta, Hymenoptera, Apidae. Gene Ontology annotation, biological process: proteolysis. The transcript is spliced from 8 exons. The coding region runs from base 15 to 1667 and encodes 550 amino acids. Gene Ontology annotation, molecular function: serine-type endopeptidase activity. The record is from RefSeq and is a predicted model, not a curated record.
ACAAUCGUACAACAAUGUUCACCAAAUUCAUAUUGGCUGCCAUCCUCGUGAUCCAGGUUUGCUGGGCCAUACCCACCAAACUUCACCCCCGCAUCACGGACGGCGUUCCUGCCGCACCUGGUGAAUUCCCGUACCAAGUUUCCAUUCAAUGGGGACUACCACCUCUAAGACCAUACAGCCACAUAUGCGGUGGUUCUAUCUUGAGCAAGAAUGUCGUCUUGACCGCUGGCCACUGUGUCAUGAAUUUGGGAAGAACCAGAGUCGUUGCUGGCGUAUACGAUUUGAGCAAAUCUGAAUCUAGCAUGCAGGUUCUGCCAGUUGAAAGGAGCGUCGUCCACAGUGGAUACAACGGUGGUGUCGCUCAAAACGACAUCGCACUUUUGUUCCUGAGCGACGAUUUAGUGCUUAACGACUUCGUGAAACCCAUCACACUGCCCCAAGAAGGAGAAGAUGAAACCGGAGAUGUAGUUCUUUCUGGAUGGGGAUCAGUCUCCAAGACCAUAAUCCCAAAACUGCCCGAAACUCUUCAGAAGGCUGAGGUGACCAUCCUUGACAACGCAGAAUGUUUGCAAGAACUGAAAUCCGUACCCGGCGAAGAUCCUGAACUCUUCGACUCUCAGAUCUGCACUGGAAUUGGUGCCAAAGAAAUCUCUGCUUGCUCUGGUGACUCUGGUGGCCCACUUGCCCAAAUCGUUGAUGGAAAUGCUGUCCAAGUUGGUAUCGUGUCAUGGGGUAUGAUGCCAUGCGGAUCUAGCCGCGCACCAUCUGUGUACACCCGUGUCUCCUUCUUCGUUGAUUGGAUCAACGAACACAUGUGUAGCACAAUUAGAAGGAAUUCGCAAACACGGGUCGAUUCUCAGAGAUUUCCAAAUAUUAUUAUCGGGCCAGUCAAACCAUACCGUGGCUUCAGUUUGCCGUUAUUCAGCAAUCGCAUAGUUGGAGGAAGCGAAGCUACCCCGGGUGCUUAUCCGUGGCAAGUUUCCUUGCAAUGGGGAUGGCUGUUUGGUCAGUCUCACUUCUGCGGUGGCUCCAUCCUCAACAGUCAAUGGGUCGUAACUGCUGGACAUUGCGUGUUGGCCGUGCCAUCCUACGGUGAUUUCGUGGUUAAAGCUGGAAAGCACAACCUAAAACUGAAGGAAAGCUCCGAGCAGACGAUCAAAGUCGCGAAAUCUUUCGUGCACGAGAAAUACGUGGGAAACGUGGCCCCAUACGAUAUCGCGUUGCUGAAACUGGAGACGCCAUUGAAAAUGAACAAUUUAGUUCAGGCGAUUAGUCUUCCAAAGACGGGUGCCACGCCAACCGGAGAUGCCAUCCUGACUGGUUGGGGUUCGACCUCGAGGACCAGUAAUCCAAUUAUGCCUGACAAGCUUCAAGUUGCCCUGUUGCCGAUCGUCGAUUUAAACACUUGCAGAGAAGCCAUAGAAAAACUUACCGGCCCGUCUCCUUUGCACGCGACUAAUGUUUGCACUGGACCACUCACUGGCGGCUAUUCGGCGUGCAACGGUGACUCAGGUGGUCCACUGAUCCACAAUGGCAGCGGCAAGGCUCAACUUAUCGGAAUUGUCUCCUGGGGAAUUGUUCCAUGCGGAACGGUGGGCGCACCCUCGGUUUACACCAGCACGUCCUCGUUCGUCAGUUGGGUUGAAAACAUCAUAGCCAAGAACUGAAGCAUUUAAUCUUAAGACGAUAAUCGAUAUUAUUAAUG